Messenger RNA from Drosophila kikkawai, 1352 nucleotides. RefSeq names its product regulatory particle non-ATPase 7 (gene Rpn7). NCBI's taxonomy places the organism in Eukaryota, Metazoa, Arthropoda, Insecta, Diptera, Drosophilidae. Gene Ontology annotation, cellular component: proteasome regulatory particle. The record is from RefSeq and is a predicted model, not a curated record. Gene Ontology annotation, biological process: proteasome-mediated ubiquitin-dependent protein catabolic process.
CACUGUGUUUUUUUCGGCCGUCCGGCAACGCUGCGCCCUGAUACAGCACAAUUUCUCAAUCUCUCAGCGAAACAAAGCCAAAUAUCCGAAAUGCCUGCCGAAAACCUGGAGGAGCAGGGCCUGGAGAAGAACCCGAACCUGGAGCUGGCGCAGACCAAGUUCCUGCUGACCUUGGCAGAGUACAAGCAGGAUGCGGCCCUGAAGUCGAAGCUCCUGGACGCCAUACGCGCGGACAACAUGGCUCCGUGGUACGAGCACAUCUGCACCGAACUGGGCUGGGCCGUGGACAAGGACCUGCUUGCCCGGAUGAAGGAGAACAACCGCGUGGAGGUGGAGCAGCUGGACGCGGCCAUCGAGGACGCAGAGAAGAACCUGGGCGAGAUGGAGGUGCGCGAGGCAAACCUGAAGAAGUCAGAGUUCUUGUGUCGCAUUGGUGACAAGGCCGCGGCCGAGACUGCCUUCCGGAAGACCUACGAGAAGACCGUCUCGCUGGGCCACCGCCUGGACAUCGUGUUCCACCUAAUCCGCCUGGGACUGUUCUACCUGGACCACGACCUUAUCACACGCAACAUCGACAAGGCCAAGUACCUGAUCGAGGAGGGCGGCGACUGGGACCGUCGCAACCGCCUGAAGGUCUACCAGGGCGUCUACUCGGUGGCUGUGCGCGACUUCAAGGCGGCUGCCACCUUCUUCCUGGACACAGUUAGCACCUUCACCUCCUACGAGCUGAUGGAUUACCCCACAUUCGUGCGCUACACCGUGUACGUGGCCAUGAUUGCACUGCCCCGCAACGAGCUGCGCGACAAGGUGAUCAAGGGCUCCGAGAUCCAGGAGGUGCUCCACGGCCUGCCCGACGUCAAGCAGUUCCUCUUCGCGCUGUACAACUGCCAGUACGAGAACUUCUACGUGCACCUGGCCGGAGUGGAGAAGCAGCUGCGCUCGGACUACCUCAUCCACCCCCAUUACCGCUACUACGUGCGCGAGAUGCGCAUUCUCGGCUACACUCAGCUGCUUGAGUCCUACCGCUCCCUCACCCUACAGUAUAUGGCCGAGGCCUUCGGCGUCACUGUGGACUACAUCGACCAGGAGCUGGCGCGCUUCAUCGCCGCCGGACGGCUGCACGCCAAGGUGGAUCGCGUGGGCGGCAUCGUGGAGACCAAUCGGCCCGACAACAAGAACUGGCAGUACCAGGCCACCAUCAAGCAGGGCGAUCUGCUGCUCAACCGCAUCCAGAAGCUGAGCCGCGUGAUAAACAUCUAAGGUAGUCUCGUAAAAAGGGGUUUAUUCAAAUUCAACAUUUAUUACAGUGUAAAGCUAAUGCAACGUACAAUAAUAAAAACGAUAAAAACUCA